UGACAUGCCUCCCAUGAAUUCCUCCGCGCCGCUAACCCGAUUGGGAGGGCCUGGAUACCCGCGCGUUGCUCUUGCAUUCACUUGCGGUCCAGACAAACACUCCAUGGCACAUUCCUCUACCUUGGCCAUGAAACAGUGAAUGGGCGGAUUAAUGAAAUACCCCGAGGGACCUCCCACUAAUCACCAUGGCUACCACCGACCGCAGGUCCGCGCGAACAGGGCCGUCGCGUCGCAACUACGAGCAACAGCAACUCUCUCCUUUCCAUCGAGCAUAUCUUGAACCCCACGCCACCGACCGUUUUGACGCGUCGCAAAUACCCAGUCCUGCGGGCGAGUUUCGCGCUCGGCGCCGGAGGAACCUCAGUCAAUCAGGCACCCUGCGAGGUGCGUUCGAAGCCGUAUCGCGGUAUCCAACAAUGUCGGAAAACGUCACGGGGGACCCUUAUGCAUUGGGGACCCCGAAUCGGAGGAAACAGAGCUUCGCCCACAUAUCCCCCGACUCCAACCCCCCGAACGAGCUGGCGGAAACAUACAGGCAAAUCGACGACGCCGGAAGCUUGGUCGAUCAGGAUGAAGAGGACUUCCGUUUCUCCGCAAACCGGUUCCGCGACAAUCGAAGUACACGCUCAUCAUCUGGAUCUAGGACCCGAGGAAAUAGUCUGUUUAGCACUGCAGAUGCAGACUUUCUGAACGAAGUCGGCGACGAGUCCCUCCGCCGAAAACUGGCCGACCACAUCAAGGACGAACAACGUUUAAAACGAGCUACCGCGAACCGGUCGCCUGUGUUGAGCAAAGCCGGAACGCCGGCGGCGUUGACAUCAGAGAAUUUACAGAGGCGUGAUGAGGAAGAGCAGGAGGUGUUUCAAGAGGACGAAGAGGAGGACCAUCUCAGGCCUUCGUUGAACGUCCCCGCCAACUGGGGCAGCAGGGGCACCCAUCGUCGGGACUGGCUUAGAAAUAUCACUCGACGCACCGAAUCCGAGUCUGGGCGGACUGAGGAAGGACGCAAAGAAGCGUCUCCGCGUAAACUCAGCACAGAUAUGCGCUCACAUAGCGGAUUUCAAGAUCGAGUCAGUGAGGGAAGCCGGAAUGCACUGGGCGAGCCUCCAUCCAAUAGGUAUAAUAGGAUCCCUCCCUCAGAUGCGCACGCCAAGCUCUUCUCAGGGCAGAAGGACGAGAAGCUAGGUGAGGGAAGUCCAAUUCCGAACACCCCAAUCAUGGUAUAUAAGAACUCUACAUUUAGCAAACGAAGUCCAACUAAGAGGGACUCGCAUGACCUUCUUCGCAAGCUAUCCAGGGCAGAGAGCCCACCCCAAAACCAAGCCGAAUUCACAACCCCAGAAAACUCAAAACUACCUGAGAGGCGGAUCUACGACAAAACGCCGGUUGUAACUGGCGCCUGGAUAGAUACGCCAUUGACUGAACGAAUGAAAGAGCUCCCAAAGCCGCGCCUGAGCAACCUAAAGCCACCAACAUCCGGAAAUAAUGGUCUCGCAGCAUCGUCUGGACUUGGAGUACCAACCAUUAUUGAAGAGCCCAGCAACUCUGGGUCGCAGCAGGAUUCUGUAAACGAGAAAGAAAGGAAGGAGCAAGACAAGCCAACGGCUUGGGCGAAUGAAAGGAAAAUGGAAAGGGAGAAGGAAAAGGAAAGUGUGGCAAACUUGAAGCCAAUGGAUACGAGCCAAAAGGAAGACAAGGAAAAGGGCAAGAAGACAGAGAACCAAGCAGAAAAACAGAAAGACAAGAAGAGGCCACCGCUGAUCAAACCUGAUCUCCCGAAGAGUGCCUUGGAAACUGUCAUGCAAGAUUUCAAGGCUGACAAGGAUUCUUUGGACGUUGGCGAUGACACGCUCGAAUCUCUCCAACAAAUCCUCGACGAGAAACCAAGUGAUCUAAAAACUGAAGCAGAAAACGAUGCAGAGUACGAGAAGUCUAUCCUGCAGAAACUUGAACUCGAAAGCUCGGGAAGCAGUGAUGGCGUCGAUCUUGAUAGGCUGAAUAAAAAACUGGAGUCCCUGACCGAGAAUAUCAUCAAGGUGAAGAAAGGACUUAAUGGCUUAGAAGAUCAAGUCAUACGGGAUGCCGCUACGCUUGCUGCAAUACCAGCUUCUCCGACAGGACAGCUACCAUCGAGUCAUACGUCUGACAACUGUCCAACCUGCAAAGCUCACCACAAUGGAUUAACCUCUGCUAUUUAUCUCCCACGCUUAUGGAGAUAUGACCCUAGCUCACGCCGUAUUCGACCCACUUUCCUUGGAUGGUGCAGCGGGUUGUUGCUUCUGUGGUACUUCUCUGAGUCGACGAUGUGUGAUUACUACUGUCAUCCCUUUGUUGCUGAGGCAUGCGAAGGAAAUUGUCUGCUUCCCGAUGCUCCACGCUUUCCGUUCGUCAUUCCAACAAUGCUCUGGCGCUGGUUGCACCUAUCAGCCAUCUGGGCUCCACUCUGGGCCGUGAUGGUGGCUUUCUUCAGACUCACAACCCAGCUUCUGGGAAUCUCAGAUGGCUAUGUGGAUGAUACACCCCCUCGAGCGCUCAACCUUUCUGGCGAGAUCCGGAUACGUGGGACUCGUGUAGAAGGUUUUCCUGCGUUUGCAAUCUCUAAGUAUGACUUCAGUGCACCUAAGAAGCAACAGCAGCUACCGACUCAGAAACCCACUCCGAUUGCUGUUCCCGAAUUGGAUCUAGGGUCGGAUGUACGUCAGGAGGGUAAGGCCAACUUGGAAGAUGACUCCAUGGAUGAUGAUGAAUUUAUCUAGCGAUGAAAUACUGGUGUUUUUUUGGGAUGGUGAAG
This is a messenger RNA of Aspergillus pseudonomiae, 2791 nucleotides long. RefSeq lists its product as uncharacterized. Lineage: Eukaryota; Fungi; Ascomycota; Eurotiomycetes; Eurotiales; Aspergillaceae. The transcript has a single exon. The record is from RefSeq and is a predicted model, not a curated record. Bases 186 to 2756 code for a protein of 856 amino acids.